GUGUUUUGGAAUUAAUUUUACACAGAAUAAAUUAUGAUCUUUACCAGGAGCAUUAUCAGUAAUGGCUGAGUUGGUCAACAACUGUCUGUCUCUCCAGGCACUAGGUGAGUCUGUGAGGAGCUCACUGGGACCCUCCACUAGCAUCAAGGCCUACAUAGAUGAGAGCUCAGGUAAUGAUGGACUGCUCCUGAAUACACUGCAUAUGGUGGAGGCACUCACGUCAGCUGAGGGAGGCCAUUCGACCAAUCAGAUACUGUACGAGAGUUGCCAGGGACAACAGAAAGAGUGUGGGUGUGGAGUGACAACGUUGGUGUGUCUAAGUGGACUCUGGGCAGGGGGUGUGGUCAAACUAACACAAGAGCAGGGGGUCCCUUUGCCUGUGGUGCUGGCACUGUAUAACGAGGGACUCAGAUCAUGUGAUCCACUCUUUACCUCGUGUGCUGUUGCUAUGGAAACUGGGAGAUCACAUGAUCCAUUUCCGAGGCUAGGGAAGGUAAAAACAUUUAGUCGUCAUUUAUCCUCCACUCGUCCCACCAGUACAAGUCAAAAUCAAUUAAGGGCUGGUCUGGCUCACGGUAGGGACGAGGCUAUGAGGCUAGUAGCUGAUGCUAUAGAGUUAUUACCAGGGGGUGGUCUGGGUUCAAGCUCUGUCCUUACACAUUGUGUGGUUGGUAAGGGUCAAAGUUCAUCCAGAGUGGUGCGGGGUGUGCUAGUAGACGUCCAAUCAGAUAUGACCUCUACAAUAACAUCACAACAACUUUGUGUGGCUGUCAUUGAUGGUGAUUGCACUCCGACCUCUACGCACCCUGGACUAUCCAGGACACAGACAUCACAUGACCUACUGUACAAGCAUCAGACUCCAUCUGAUUGGCUGAUGCAAUGUGCUACUCUAUUGGAGAAGUACAAUGUUGGACUGGUUGUGGUUGGAGGUAUGAUGUCACCGUUGCUAUGGGAACACUGCCUAGCAACGAGGGUGGUGGUGUUGACGGGGGUACGGCAGGAACAGAGGGAAGCCAUAUCUCACAUGUCCGGGGCAGUGUCCACUUGUUAUCUGCAAUACACUAAGGAGGUUCACUUUGGCCGAGGUGUGUGGGCGGAGUUGGUGGAGGGUGGAUGGGUGUGGCCUCGCUACACGGGGACCAGUAGAAGACUUCCAAUCAAAACCUACUCUUGUCGAAUAACGUGCACACACUCAGCUGUUGUCACGGUGAUGCUAUGCGGCAGCACAGAGUCUACAGUGGAUCUGCUGAGUCAGCAAUUCUCCAAUUGUCUACAUCGUGUGAAGUGUGCCUUUAGUGACGGGUGUGUGCUACCCGGGGGCGGUGUGUUUGAAGCUGCCUGUGUACGUAGACUACGAGAGAGUGUUACCAACGGCAACCCUCCUCCGUGUGAUGAUAAUGGUUGGAUGUUUGACACUUGUCUACUCCGUCAUUGGAGGCCUGCUGUGUACACUGCUCUGGCUGAAGGGCUCAUGCAAUACAUUGUGUGUGUGCUGAGAAAUGUGGACUCUAGUUUGGAUGUGUAUAGUGGAAGAUGUGAGGCUGAACGGAUGGUGUGUGGGCGGUGUGACUGUGUGGGAGUGUGGGACGACCCUCAGAGCAAGAAGGGGGCGUGGUCAAGAGCGCUAUCACUACUAGCAACCGUCUGCUCAACUGAAAGAACACAAUCACGAUAAUUUAUCAACUAUUAUACUCAUGUUAUUUUCUUUGUUUUUAUCUUUCCCUUAUGUUGACAGUUCUCGUUUGUAAAUUGUUUUGAAAACUUAUAAUUCUUUGAACAAAUAAUAUCUGUUGAACAAGUAAGUGUUGUAUAGGAAAUUGCCACAAAACAUAUAAUAAUAAAAUACAGCAUGGACAGCAUGGUAGUGAACACAAGGUGGUGGGUUAGGAAGAAUAUACUGAACAGAUACACACACACACACACACACACA
Molecule: messenger RNA, 1930 nt
Organism: Halichondria panicea
Lineage: Eukaryota; Metazoa; Porifera; Demospongiae; Suberitida; Halichondriidae
Exons: 9
Coding region: 62-1675 (537 amino acids)
Biological process (GO): chaperone-mediated protein complex assembly; photoreceptor cell maintenance
Molecular function (GO): ATP binding
Source: RefSeq, a predicted model, not a curated record